Alnus glutinosa is the source of this 1126-nucleotide messenger RNA. RefSeq names its product thioredoxin domain-containing protein 9 homolog. Gene Ontology annotation, cellular component: cytoplasm. Lineage: Eukaryota; Viridiplantae; Streptophyta; Magnoliopsida; Fagales; Betulaceae. Gene Ontology annotation, biological process: microtubule cytoskeleton organization. The transcript has 4 exons. Bases 137 to 778 code for a protein of 213 amino acids. The record is from RefSeq and is a predicted model, not a curated record.
UUCAAAAUGAUUUGAAAUAUGAAACGACGCCGUAGUAUAUCUUUGCCUCAAUCAGUGUCUCCUCGAUCUCCCUCUUCCUCUCCCUGCCUGCGAUUUUCAAUUUCUCAUUUCGACUGAGAUCUGUCUGAAUUCAACAAUGGAGAACUCCAAGGUUCAAGAGAUUCUGGAGAAGCAGGUGCUGACAGUGGCUAAGGCGGUGGAGGAGAAGCUGGACGAUGAGAUAUUUGCGCUAGAUCGGAUGGACAUGGACGAUAUAGAGGCACUGAGGGAGAGGAGGCUGCAGCAGAUGAAGAAGAUGGCGGAGAAGCGGAGCCGUUGGAUCUCCCUCGGACACGCAGAAUACACCGAGAUCCCCUCCGAGAAGGACUUCUUUGCCGCCGUCAAGGCCAGCGACCGCGUCGUCUGUCACUUCUACCGCGACAACUGGCCCUGCAAGGUGAUGGACAAGCACAUGAGUAUAUUGGCAAAGCAGCAUAUAGAGACACGUUUUGUGAAAAUCAAUGCUGAGAAAAGUCCAUUCUUGGCGGAGAAGCUCAAGAUCAUUGUUUUGCCAACCCUUGCCCUCAUAAAGAAGGCCAAAGUAGAUGACUAUGUGGUAGGAUUCGAUCAGCUUGGUGGGACAGAUGAGUUUAGCACAGAGGAACUGGAGGAAAGGUUGGCUAAAGCUCAAGUUAUCUUUUUUGAGGGUGAAUCAUCACUGAAUCCGUCAAGAUCUGGUUCACAGGCCAGAAGGAGCGUCAGGCAAAGCGCAAAGUCAGAUUCAUCAGACUCAGAGUAAGCCAGUAUUGAUUAAUAUUGUCUUCCAAUUUUAGUCAGUCUGAAGGAUUAAAAGAGCUUAACCUUGGACGGCUACCAUUGGGAGCAGCCUAGUCUUUGUUGUGAUCAAAAUUUAAGAUGCAACAUUACUGCAUCUGAUAUCCAUGCUAUCAAAUUUGAAAUCAUUGCAGUGGUAUCGGUUCUUGUAUUAAUGUAAUUUCUCAAGGUUUUCAGGAAGAUGAAUCACUACUAGUAAAGUUUUUUAGCUUCUUGUCAUACAGCAAGUUUUGUGUUGCUCUCUUCACUCUUUAUGUGACGUUGGGAUCUCUGAUAUCAUUUUACUUUUUAUCUCCAAAGAGCUUCACCUCUC